This is a messenger RNA of Lates calcarifer (barramundi perch), 2801 nucleotides long. RefSeq names its product platelet glycoprotein V. The transcript is spliced from 2 exons. Gene Ontology annotation, cellular component: extracellular matrix. NCBI's taxonomy places the organism in Eukaryota, Metazoa, Chordata, Actinopteri, Centropomidae. Gene Ontology annotation, molecular function: protein binding. The record is from RefSeq and is a predicted model, not a curated record. The coding region runs from base 131 to 2116 and encodes 661 amino acids.
UGGGCGGGCAUUUUGGCUAAGCAGGGGGCAGGGUGACUUGAUAGAUAGAGGGUACCCAACUCCUCAAGACUGCUCCAGCCCCAAGAGCAGCACAGAGCAUCAUCAUUAUCAUAGUAUAAAACAGACAACAAUGGAUUCCUCUUUCAGAGGCUCCUUGUGUUUCAUACUCAUCCUCUUCACACUGCCACACCUCACCUGCACAAUGAAGUGCCCCAACGGCUGCCAGUGCAACCCUGAUGGUGGCGUCUUGUGUGUUGGCUACACCAUCACAGAUAUUCCAAAGCAGCUGCCUGUCAACACAUAUCUGCUGGUGCUCAGCCACACAAACAUGAAUAUCAUAAAUGCACAUAGCCUGGCAAACCGGGACCUCCUUUUGCGCUUCAGCCUGACUAAGAGUCAUCUGCACACUAUCCAUCCCCAGGCCUUCCAUGUUGCUCCACAGCUCAAGUCUGUCCAGCUGUCCAACAAUGAUCUCUCUACCCUUCCUGCUCGAGUGUUCAGUCCACUGACCACUUUGGAGGAGCUGCAUUUAAAUGGAAACCAGCUGGAGACCAUUGCUUCGGAAAUGUUUGACGGACUUGUUGGGUUGCUGGUUCUGGACCUGAGCCGCAACAAACUGACUUCUCCUCCUUCAAAUGUUUUCAAUGGACUGAUCAACCUCAACUUUCUGAACCUUGGCAGGAAUUCCAUUAAGAAGCUUCCACCUACCAUCUUUAACUCCUUGACCAAACUUCAACAACUCUCAAUAUAUUACAAUGAGCUAGAGGUGCUAGAAGCUGAGAUAUUUGAUAAACUUGUCAAUCUUCAAGAGUUAAAACUCCACCAAAACCAGAUUGCCAGCCUCCCACCUCAGGUGUUCUGGUCACUGAGGAACCUGGACACCCUCACCUUGUCCACCAACCGACUUCAGGCUAUUCCAGAAAAAAGCUUCUAUAACAUGCCCAAGCUGACCCAGCUUACCAUUUACAAAAACCCGCUAUUAUCUCUACCAGACCAGUUGAUGGGUCACAUGCCUGAGAUGAGAGAAUUUUAUCUGUAUGGUACUAAUCUCACUACUGUUCCUGGAAAUUUAUUCGCUAACAUGUCUGGACUGCUGAAGCUUAACUUCCAUUUCAAUGAGGAAAUGAGAGAGUUGCCUUCAGACCUUUUCUGCUGUCUUCCUAACCUUAAGAACCUCUCACUGAAAUUCAACAACCUCCAUCAUCUACAUCCUCAGCUGUUCUCCAGACUAACCGCACUGGGCAUGCUGUUUCUAAAUGACAAUAAGCUGCAGAAUCUUCCAGAAUACAUUUUUCAGGGACUUGGACAGCUUUUCACCAUAAAUUUGAAGAAUAACCACCUCCAGACUCUCCCAGGAGAUGUUUUCCUGUCAAAUACAGCUUUGAGGGCUCUUGAUUUGAGUGGCAACCCCUGGGACUGUACUUGUAGUAUUAGAGGUAUUGCAAGAUGGAUAAGACAUAAUGAACAUGUGGUCACUGACAAAGAGGAUGUGAUUUGUCAUAGUCCAAUGUACCAAAUGCUCCGUACGAUUGGUUCUCUGCGUGAUGAGGAGUUCAACUUUUGUGAUGCUACUAGAGUCCCUAGUUAUUUCCCUACACAGAAUGAUUUGCAUGAGCCAACACAACCGUUCCACACCAUUUCAACCGACAGACAGCGAUCAGGUUCAGCAACUAUGCCACCCACAACAACAUCAACCACCGUCAUGCAAGGAGCUACCCAACAAGUCACCAUUCCGGCAACCACCAAACCUGCAAUUUCAACCACCUCAGAUGUCACAACACUCUCAUCAUCCCUCCACACUGUAACCACUGUUCUUCCCAAAGAAGAGUUGCCUCUCACGACUGAGACUGACUGGACUUAUGACAUGUCACCUUUUUUCUAUGACCGACUGGUGGUUGAACAAGGGCCUGAGUUUGUUCACCACAGCCGUCACAGGGGCUGGGUGUAUGUGUGGCUCCUGCCUUCAGAUACAGCUUUAGCAGGGUUCCUCAUGUUUUGUCACAUCCUUCUUGUGGCCGCAGGCUUGUUUCUCAUUCUUGCUGCCAUGUAUGGUAUGUAUUGCCUCAACAAGACCAUGGAUAAGCUAAAAGCUGAGUGCACACAUAAUGAAGGGUAAAAAAAAAACAUGUUAUCCGGCCUGGUGCAUGAGAGACCAAGAUAAGCAGUCUUUUUCCGCAAGCUGUAGUUCAUAACGGAUUACUUUACUUUAGAUACAAGUUUAGAUACAAGCUUUUGUGUUAGGAUGCUCUGUCAACACUAAUGUGUGAGGCAUGAGUGUCAACAUAUCAGAACUGGCAUAUUUCAAUGUGUUUGGUCUAAUAAUAAUUUCAUUUUCAUUUAUUUCAUUUUUAUUUUAUGAUUCAUUUAAGCUAAUUAGGUUAUCAGGUUUAGUGCACUCCGAGCACUGUGGCAGAUUUAGUUCAUCCAGGAAUAAAAUGCAGUUGUCAAUUUCAUUCAACAAAGAUUUUCUUUGGUAGAUGACAAAAGAAAAAAUGCUUGAUAGAUGCUUGUUUGUCAGUAGAAGAUUUUAUUUCCUCACACUAAAGUAUGUACAAAAUGCCAUCAAGCUACAAUAUGAUGAUGUAAUUUUUGCCUCUCCCUUCAGUAAUUCUGAGGACAUUUUGUUCUACAUCUGUUACCGAUUUGGAUCUGACCAGAAAUUGUUAAGAAGUUCAAGUUUUUAAGGACUUACUCUUACUCUUAUAUAGCCUGUUUCACCAUUGCUGUGUGUUCUCUGGUCCAAUCCUGUAAUCACGUAGAUCAAUACUGUGUAUGCACCAAUAAACUUUAUACAAUCUGAA